Sycon ciliatum is the source of this 11321-nucleotide messenger RNA. RefSeq names its product cadherin EGF LAG seven-pass G-type receptor 2-like. Gene Ontology annotation, cellular component: plasma membrane; catenin complex. Gene Ontology annotation, biological process: homophilic cell-cell adhesion. The transcript is spliced from 21 exons. The coding region runs from base 676 to 10794 and encodes 3372 amino acids. The record is from RefSeq and is a predicted model, not a curated record. Gene Ontology annotation, molecular function: calcium ion binding; cadherin binding. Lineage: Eukaryota; Metazoa; Porifera; Calcarea; Leucosolenida; Sycettidae.
CUCUCACUCAAGUACAUUUUGUGGUCAAGACCGUUUGUUGACCCUAGAUUUUUUACGUACAGGUAGAUCUACUAGGUAGAUCCAUACUACUGCCAGCACCGUGCCGGUAGAUCUACUAGCUGCAAAGAAGUCACAUACUGACAUAGAUUUACGCAACCCCAAGACCUCUCGAUCUCCACUAGGGCUAGCAGGGGCCGCACUACAGUGCCACCAAGGACACCUACGGAGGCGGAGGCUCUCGGCUUGACGCCCGUUCCUGCUAGUGUUUUGUGAAGAAGUUUGUUAGUUUGAAAGAGAGACAGCGGGAAGUCUGCCGAAGCACGUGCUAGCUGGCGACUGGCUCUCAACCCCGCCGGAACAUCAGCUGCAGUGAUUGAUUCUGGCAGACCCAUCAUGGUCCAAGCACAAUACAAGGCUUGAUUUCCAGCCAGCCACUUCUUCCGUAACGGAAAAAAGUUUUGUAUCUUCACCAAUGGAGGUUACGCCGCAUACCUGUUUCAGGUAGUGUGUUGGUUGGUAGGUGGUGGUGCUCAGCGUCCUCGGUCGCUAUUGGCAGCGCGCAGCGGACAUCAGUCAUCACUGCCGGUCCGGCUCGGUGUUCGCUACUUCUGCCCCUGACGGGGACGUCAAAACAAAGUCGUGUGUCUCUAUUUUGCCUCCUGGCGUCAGUUUACGAUGGCCGGUGUCGAGAGGAUUUGGUUCAGUGUGCUAGUGGUGGUGUUGUUCACGUUUAGCCCUCGCCCUGUUUCUUGUGAGAAUAGAUUUUCUCAAUUGACAUACACGUUCACGGUGUCGGAAGACACCCCGGUGAAGACGAGUAUCGGUCAAGUUGUACUCACCGAUGCGUCGGGUAAAGAGCUUGCAGUCUCGGCUGCUCGCUAUUCGAUAUCUGCGAGGGGAGUGCUGAGGUCUGUGGGACUGUUCACUGUGCGGGAGGACGGCCAUGUGGUAAUUGCUGCGGCUUUGGAUAGAGAAUCGCUGGAGCAGCACGAAUACAGUCUAGUCGGCAAGUACAUCACGCGCGCACACAAUGUGUGGCAGAGAGCAGACUGUACUAUUGUGGUGAACCUUCUUGAUGUCAACGAUAGUCCGCCAAAGUUUGAGAAUGAUGUGAGGACGGUGGGUAUUCUUGAAGGUGAGCAGGUUGAUAGAGCUGUCGCUGAUAUGGUUGUCAGUGAUGCUGAUCUGGGCACUAACGGUGACAUCUCGUUUGCCAUAUUGCAAGCGUCAGUCCCAAACACAUUCUACAUGGAUAGCAGUGAAGGCCUAGUACUAACUAGUGCUGCACUCGACAGGGAAACCAUUGCCCAGUAUAACAUUACGAUACGCGCAACGGAUCAUGGCACGCCAGCCUUGCACUCGGACCUUCUCUUGAUUGUUGAUGUCCUGGACAUCAAUGACCAUGCCCCGGAGUUCAACCAGACUACAUACAAUGCAUCAGUGCACGAGGACAUAGCUAGUGGAACGGCCAUCCUGCAGAUCUUUGCAACAGAUCUGGACACGGGCACAAACAGCAAGUUAGCGUACCGCUUUGCGUCCGGUAACUAUGAUGAUGCGCUGAAGAUUGACCCACAAACUGGCAUGAUCACAGUCGCCAAGUCCCUGGACUAUGAUACACUCCAAGAUGGAGACGCGUACCAAGUGCAGGUGCAAGCCGUGGAUGGUGGCGGUCUGAGCGCCAUGGCUACAGUGAUUGUGACGGUGAUGAACGCUAACGACCAUAGUCCAGUGUUUGAUCAAGACGGCUAUACAUUCUUUGUGACGGAGACUGAUACACCGCUCGCCCCGGUGGGAAAAGUGUAUGCGACGGAUUUGGACAGGGGUUUGUUUGGAAGCGUGGUGUAUGAUCUACCCAAUGUGCGUGAUCAUGCCUACUUCCAACGGACUUCCAGUGAUGGUAUUCUACGGGCUGCAGCUCCAUUGGAUCACGAGCUCAGACCGCGGCAUACAAUGACUGUCCGCGCCUUGGACAAAGGCUCACCACCACGCACAGCACUAACAAAUGUUACGAUCAUUGUGAAUGACAUAAACGAUGUUGUUCCUGCCUUUCAGCAGCGCUCUUAUGAAGCUAGUAUUUCCGAAGACACUGCGAGAAACCGGCUAGUCACAACUGUGGAGGCUGUUGAUGUGGAUGGACUGCCAUUGCAAUAUGUUAUUGCGUCGGGCAAUAUCGGGUCUGUCUUCUCCAUUAACUCAGCCGAUGGGUCUAUACGCGUGGCAAAGUCACUGGAUGCUGACCGACCUGGAGGUGAUCAGUAUAAUCUGGUGGUAACUGCGCACGAUGGUCAGCAUGCCAGCAAUGUCAAUGUGACCGUUGCCGUUCAGGACAUCAAUGACAACUCUCCGUCUUUUCAACCGACCUACUACGAGGCCAAGGUGCGUGAAGGUGACCGUGUUGGCACUCCGGUGUUGACCGUGACGGCAAGGGAUCUGGACAGUGCCGACAAUGGCAGAGUGACAUACAGCUUGCAGUCCACUGACACUACGCUGCAGGUUGAUCCAGAUACUGGCCAAGUCUAUAUAGCAGCACCUGCAGACUGUGAUCGGGGCAAGGGCAUCAUUCAGUAUUACACCCUCUGGGCACACGACAAUGGCGUGUCUUCCAGGAAUGAUUCGGCUCGUCUCCAACUAACUAUCACGGAUAUCAAUGACAAUGCCCCAGUGUUUAUAGGCCUGCCGUACAACGCUCAAGUAUUUGAGAACUUGGUGCGUCGCACUCGGGUGUUUACAGUGCUCACCUCCGAUGAUGAUUACUCCAUUAACAAUCGAGGUGUCCGCUUCUCAUUGAACCAAUCUGCUGCGAAUUCUUUUCGAAUUGAGCACCUCACUGGCGUAGUUCGCACUACAAGGACGUUGGAUCGUGAAACACGGGACAGAUAUCGUAUUCUUGUCUACGCACGCGAUACUGGCACCCCGGCGUUGACCAGUGAGCUGUAUGUUGAUAUUGAAGUGCUGGAUGUGCCGGAUAACUCACCAAGGUUCACUGCCAUCGCAUCCGCACGGCCACCAGCAAACUCCAGUGCCUGCUACCAAACGUAUAUUGUUGAGAACAUGCCAGCCGGCACUCAUAUCAUGACAGUGCAUGCCACUGUACCGGAUAUCUCUGUUGAGCAGUCGUCAAUCCGCUACAGGCUAAUGAGCGUAUCGCCGGAUGAGCUAUUUCACUUGAACUCGAGCACUGGUGAGUUAACUAGUGGUGCUGUGUUAGACCGUGACAAGGGCCAGCUGUUCUACACUGCUAGAGUGGAUGCAUACACGGACUUUGUGAGUGGCAGUUGUGAAAUCAUCAUUCGCGUCCGCGACGUCAACGACAAUCCGCCACAGGUCCGAGACACAGACGUGGUGGCCAACUUGCUGCGCAGCUCGUUUCAGGGCGGUGUCAUAGGCCAGGUGCGCAUCAUAGACCCUGAUAUAUCGCUGGUUGUGCAAACUCCGCUCAGCAGCCCGGGGUUCGACUCUGGGUUCUUUACCCUGGCUCGCGAUGGCAGUAUUGCUGCAACGCGCAGUGUGCUGCCCGGUGUGUACAAACUGCGGAGCAGUGCGGAUGAUCAGAAUGCUGCGCAUAGCCGUGCGGAAGGUACAACUACCGUACACGUCCGCUGGAUAUCGGACACCAGCCUACAGCACAGUGUGUCCAUGCAGGUGUCCGGUUCUAGGGACUUGGCCGACUUUGUACAACACUACCUACUGAGGACUUCGGCGGCUAUUGAACGACUACUAACUACGAUGCCAGGAAGCGUGGAAAUCUUCACGGUAAGGGAGACCACUGGUGCUCUAGGUGAUGUUGCAGUGGACCUGAUCUUUGCCGUUCGAUCUCGCUCCGGUGCCUACAUGGAUCCGGGUAUUGUGAUUGAGAGUAUUGAUGUGCAGCAGGUUAUGUUUUAUCAACACAGCGGGUUAAGGAUCAACUUUAUCAACCUGGACACAUGCCGCACAGAGCCGUGCAACUACUUUCAAGACUGUUUGGAUUCCGUUCGCUUUACUGGCGAGAAUACCACCAUAGUAGCCGGAAACACCAGCUUUACAUCGCUGCUCUCUAAGCGAUCAUUCUCAUGUACCUGUCCGCUGGGAUAUCAGCACACAUGGCAUUCCAACAGUUGUCAGAGGGAAGUGGAUGAGUGUGCUUUGUCUCCGUGUAAGUACGGUGGCAGCUGUAUUGACAUGCUGUCUGGGUACAAGUGCCUGUGCCUUGCAAAUACCACCGGUCCAGCCUGCGAAACCUUCUGUCCGUCAGCAUCAUGUGAUUUCUGUGAGCCUAAUCCCUGUAUGAACGGGGGCACUUGCACCACGACCAGCCGAGGAGAAGUCCAGUGCGUUUGUAAGGAUGGAUUUGACGGUCCUCAAUGCCAAAUGACGCUUGCCAGCUUUCUUGAAGGUGACUAUGUAGCAUUCCCGUCGCUGACUAGUCGCUGGCAAUUGAAGCUAUCCCUCUCCUUUGUGACUGCACGGAGCAAUGGUCUACUCCUGUACAACGGUCGGCUGGGUACUCAGUAUGACUUCCUGGCUCUGGAGCUAAUCAACGGACGGCUGCAAUGUCAGAUAUCGCUAGGCAAUGGGCCCGUGAAGUUCACCACUCUGAACACCCGUGUGUUGUCCGAUGCAAAGUGGCAUACGGUGACGUUGGAGCUGAAAGACCUGGCUGUCAAGAUGCGCGUUGACGGUUGCUAUCACGAACACAAAUCGGCAUCAUUUCUGGAUGAUUUCAUAUGCCAGGAGAUCAGAAACAUCACAGAAGAAGUGAACAUUGACAGGAAACGAUUUCGAAUGGGCCGUUCAUUAGAUCUGGGAGGGCCUCUAUACAUCGGUGGACUGCGCAGUGCAUUUAACUCCGGGCUGUCUAACCAGCACUUUGUGGGCUGUAUUCGUGAUAUCGUUGUCAAUGAGCAAUACUUGGACUUCUCAUCACCUAUUGAUCAGAGUGCUGGAGUCACUCUGAGCGCGUGUCCACCAUUGUCCUCGCAGUUCUGUGAUGGAGCAGUGUGUGGGAACAACGGCGUCUGCCAGAAUGUCUGGAACUCCUCAUAUUGUGACUGUAUGCCUGACUUUGGUGGCAAGCAAUGUGAACAUGCAAAAGUAUACAAAGCUAAGUUCACAGGCCAGUCGUUCAUUCAGUAUUACCUGAGUCAACAGUUCUUCCGGGGUCGACGUGGCUUGACGUUUCGCACUCGUCAAGCUAACAGUACAUUGUGGUACACCGACCACAGCACACUGGAUGUGUUACAUGGUCAGCUGGCGUACAGUUUCCUUGCUGGGUCGAAGUCCUAUCACAUGCGAUUGGGUGAUAUUCAAGUUGAUGAUGGGCUGUGGCACCAGGCCGUGAUCGACCUGGGCGACGGCAGAUCAACACGUCUGUCCCUGGAUUAUGGGAAAUACUCUGCAAUGUUACCGGUCACGGAGAGCCAAACAACAUUCAACUUCGUUCUGGGUGCUGCGAUUUCUUCAGCUGCAGCCACUGGUGUCAAGUCCAACUUCAAAGGUUGCAUGCAUUCGGCAUUUCUGGGUUCUGACAUGCUUUCCUUAGAUCCAAGCGGCGCGACCACUGACUCAGCGGUGACGGCUAGCGCACUGCAGAUUUCCUCAUCUCCACAGAAUAUUGGCAGAGGGUGUUUGUCGGCUGCUGUGUGUGCUGCGUAUCCAUGCUCACGUCACGCGACUUGUAUUGACGAAUGGGAGCAAUACAGAUGUGAGUGCCCGCCAUUCUUCAGCGGAAGGAAAUGCUUGGACGUGUGCUAUCAAGACCGUUGCCUACAUAAUGGCAAGUGUCACCACAGUGCCCACGAUGUGGACAACAUUACCUGUGAUUGCUCUGGAUCAUUUCCAUACAGCCGUGGCCCGAGUGGCCUGUGUGAUCGUAUCUUCCCAGAUUCGGUGAAGUUGUCCUGUCCAACUGGUUUCUAUGACUACCCCAACUGUGUGCCGUGUCGCUGUGACUGGACAGGAGCCACGGGUGCUGUGUGCACUGACACCGGUAUCUGCCUGUGCAAGGAUGGCACAUUCAGCCCAGCGAAUGACAAAGGCUGUCAGCCGUGCAAUUGUCAUGUGCAUGGAUCGGUAGCAUCUGAAUGUGACCGUUCCACAGGCCAGUGUCGGUGUAAACCAUUCACAACCGGUAGACGAUGUGAUCAGUGCAUGGAUGAUUAUACUGGACUGGAUGCCGAUGGCUGUCAUGUCUUGACCCGUGUUGUAGCUGAAGUAUCAUUGCUGGGACCCUCCACCAGUCAAGCAUUGCGAACAGAAUCACAACAAACACGGACUGAGAUAGCCUACCUGAUUGAGCGCUUCUUUGUUGGAUUCCCUGGAUCUCAGCAUGUCACCGUCACAUCUUUGAGUAUUGUCCCAGGCACAGCAAAGAAGGGUGCAACGCCGCGGCUUCAAGUCAACUUUGCUGUCAGAUCACAUGCAUACACGGGCGGUCAUGAAGCCAGCAUUAAUGACAUAAUGGCUGCUCUGACAGUGGGUCUUUCACAUAGCAACAUGCUGGAGCAGUACAGGAUAGUUCCGGGAUUCCUACAAUUUCAAGCAAACUGCUCUGAUCACCCAUGCUACCCUGAUGUACAAUGUCAGCAAAUCAAUGCAACUGUUGUAUCAUGUGGCAGCUGCCCAGUUGGCUUUAUUGGAGAUGGAAUACAAUGCAGAAAGGACAUGGCAGGAUGCAGCAGCAUCAAAAAUGUAUCCGAGAUGCAGUACUCUUCAAUAGAUAAAGAUUAUGACGGCGUUCUGGAUAGUUGUGACAACUGUCCCUGGGUAUACAAUCCCGAUCAAAGUGCUCUUCUCUGCUCCAAUGCAAAGAGUGCCCGUUGUCCCGCUGGCCUGGAAACCCUGCCACCUCACACUGUGGUAUGGCGAACUGGAAGACCGGAUCACACACUACAACAGCUGUGUCCUGGAACAUCGGUCGGCAACAUGACGCGCACAUGCACAGAGCAUGGCUGGCAGGCAUCUAACCGGAGUGCUUGCCAGUCUCUGCCCAUCGCCGCUUUGAUGAAUGAGUUUGAGUCCUUGGAAGCUGGCCACAUUUUCAGCGCUGCAGAAGCCAGUCAAUGGAUGCUGCGCUUACAGACUGCUGUCCGGAAAGCUACCCACAGCUCUAGUGGUUCGACACCUGUUGUCAGUGAUCAUACUGCUGCAACUCUGCCGUACCCGGGUGAUGUUAAGGUGGUGUAUCACAUACUCAACCUAAUGUUGCAGUACGGUACCAGUUUGAUGAUGUCCAACUUGGAAACUCUGAGUGAAGACUUCAUCUCUACUUCACUUGAUGUGGCUGAUGUCCUGUUCUCUGGAAAACAGAAAGCAGCAUGGAAAUUGAUGGAUGUCUCUCAUCAGAGCACCGUGGCUGGAUUGAUGGUUCAGCUGGAGAGCUUUUCAAUGGCACAUGCACUAUCGGUAGCAGGUGAUGAUGCUGGAGUAGCAAGGCAGUCGCAUGUCCUUGAAAAUAUGUAUGUCGAGUAUGGAAUGAUGAGCAAUGGCACCAGCACAUUUCCCACGUCCAGCAUGUCCUCUAACCUGAGUGAAUUCUCCAUUUCCAGUAAUGUUCCCAGCGGUUACGCUGCAUUUCUUCAGUUCGAUGAUGCAGCCGACUUGAUGAACGCUCGUGUUGUGAAGAGUGUAGGAGAAAUCGCAUCCGAAUGGUAUUUAAACAGCGCUGUGGUAAUGGCACGAUUUCAAGCUACUGGCAGUGUCCCCACUAGUGGAUUCAAUGGUACUGUGUCGUUCCAGCUAAGACGUCGCAAUACGGCAGCAUCCGGCGAGGCGAUCUGUGCAUUCUGGAAUCCACAGCUACAGCAGUGGUCUGACUCUGGAUGUAGCAUGACUGCUGCCACGGUAACGCAUAUCACCUGUGUGUGUAAUCACAUGACCGCGUUUGGUGUGUUGGAGCGUGCAGCGCUGCCUGUCACUCGGCUCACCAUGCAUGUUCUGGCCACGGCAUCGUGUGCAGUGUCGGCCGUUUUGUUCCUCGUCAUACUUGCGCUGGUAAUUGCGUAUCGGAAACGAUCACCGGCGAUGCUCAUUGUGUCCUAUUUCGGCAUUGCUGCCGGAAUGUUCCUACUCGAAGUGGUCUUUGCUGUUGGUUUGUUCUCGUGGGAUUUGUCCAGUGUGACUUGUACCAGUGUAGCUGCUAUUCUCCAGUACCUCUUGUUGGCUGUUGCCUGCAACGUGUGUCUUCUCUUUCUCCGUGUGACGGUGUGUGGUGCUUGUCCGAAUGAAAAAAGCCGUCUUUCGCUUUACAGUCCUGUGUCAUUGGUGUUGUUUACGGUUGUGUUUGGCUACAUAGCGCCCACGGCCGUGCCAGUCCUGUGCAAUGCACUUCUGUAUUCCCACGACUUUGGAAAUACCUAUUUCUGCUGGAUAUCACGGCAUGCCAGCGGUGAUUCACUCUGGCUGUUCUAUGUACCCCCGGCUGCUCUCUGCACCGUCACGUUUAUUCUUGCCAUGGGCUUGGCUGGCGCGUCGCGCAAUGCAACACACCAAGCCCGCUGGAACACCGUGUGGAUGAUAGUGUUCUGUUUGGGAUUUGGGUGUGCUUUUCUGCUACUACCCUACUUCAUGGCGGAGUAUCCACAAUCAAGGGCACCCGUCGUACUCUUUGCCAUUACCAAUGUUAUCUGGAGUUUUGUGCUCAUCCUGUUGCUGGUCCGUAUGCAUCGACAAAACCGCCGCUACCAUGUAAAGAAUGACUUUGAUGCCAGACCAGCUGUUCAGAAGUACACCUCAGAACCUAAGCAGUCCAUUCUGAACCCACCGUCAGCACUGCCGGCUGCUGCACCUCUAUCCGAGCAGCAUUUUGUUCCCAUGCCGCAUACCACAAACUCCGGCUCCUCACACAGUCGCCGCAGCCAUUCCAGCCACCGCACUCCGCCGCCCGUGUGGUAUUUAGUCGAGGGCACUAGCGGUGGCAUCACCGCUUCCAAGCAUAGUGCGCACACCACCACCGGGUCUGCAGCCAGUAGUGCACUUGCAGCAGCAGCAGAGUAUGUGUCGCCAUACUCUUUACCCCCACCUCCAGCCAGAGUUCCCACACCACCACGUAUCUCAGACUUCCCCACCAACCCCCAGGAUAAGCAACGGCCAAAGCAGCAACAGCCAAGACGCAACUCUGCACCCAGGCGAAGACAAGAAGGUCGCACUGUUUUCACAACAUUGGCAGUUCUGGAUGCAAGCACGAGAUCCUCACCAGCUCCUACCAUGUCGGAUAUGCCCAAGAGUGGAGACAAUUCUACACCAGUGGAAGACAAAGAUACUACCUUACUUUCUGAGGCUGAAAACGAACCUGAUCUCGAGGAUGCAUGUGCGACGCUGUCUGGAUCGGCUGUAGCCCAGCUCGGUAUUACGUGUGGUAACCUUCUACAGUCGUCUAUCAGUCAAGAUGAUGGCGAACAGUCCGACAAUGGUGGAGCAUGUGCUGCUGCACUUGUAGAUACAGAGACUGUUCACGCCAGCGCUAAUCUUUCACCAGAGCUACCUAGCACAGAGGUCAAUGAGGACAGCGAGGAAGAAGUCGUCGAAGAGAUCGGCUCUGAUCUAACUGAUCAUGGUACUGCUACUACUCCUGCUGCUACUGCUACUACUCCUGCUGCUGCUGCUGGUGCUGCUGCUGCUGCUGCUGCUGCUGAUGGCGAUGGAGGAAAGCAAGAUGAUGAACCAGCAUCGGCUUAUGUAUCUGAAGUAUCACAGGGUAGCAGUAGUGUCCGCUACCACGAGAACACUGAGUUUGAGUGGGGAGCUGACAGUGCCACGUCAUCAAAGAUAAGCGCCUUCUCGCAACCGUCCUUUCUCAAAGACAAGGCAGUGGAUGUGAACUCACAAGGUGAAGCUAUGGACACAACCAGCAGUGCAAGCUCUUCAUCGGAUGACGACAGCGACAGUGACUCUGGUGAGUCGAGGAGCAGUGCCUCAUCAUCAUCGACGGCAUCAUCAUUGUCAUCUUCACCAUCUCACCACAAGCACAAACACGUACCCGUUGCUCGUGUAAGCGUUGAUGACAUGGAGCCAGUACCGUCCCUGUUACCAGCACAGCCCAUGACAAAUACAGUCACGAUGCCUCCCGCACCACCUAAACUGGAAGAUGCAGCUUUGACAGAAGAGGCAAUGCCUGAAACUACAACAGGAGAGGAAACAUCGCAACCAACUGCACAAGAGCAACACGUACCAGCAGUGUCAGCAGCAGUGCCACAAGCAACUGCAGCGGCAAAGAAACAGUUACUGGAGACGUCUAGCUCUGACGUUUCUGCUAGCACACUAGCUGGUAGUGCAGUGCCGCCUCCACCUCCAAAACGCAGUGUGUUCCCAGUGCAGUUAGUGAAUGAUGCGAAUGUUUUGCGGCAGGACAUGUCAGCUCGCUCUGCUGCAACACCGCCACUUCCACCAACUCCACCACCACCGCCACCACCAGCGCACGCAGAACACUAUCUAUCAAGUCAGGACGAUGGUGCAUCAUUCUAUGGUCACAGUGCCCUGCCACCUCCACCUGACUACGUGCCGCCUCCACCAAUUCGCUCUGACAGUUCUAUUGAAGAUAUCGACAUUAGCGCAGUGCUGCAGCGUACACCCAGUGCAGAUGAUGUUCUCGGUAAUGCUGAUGACAUGAUUGCAUCAACGGCUGCUGCUGCAGCGGCUGACGGUGGCACUGAUCACGAGUUGUACGUGUCUAGUCCUGGUUGUCGGCCAGAGUAUCACGAGAGUAGGAAUCGGUUUGUGUCUGAGACAAUGGACAUACUGUCACCGAUACACGAGGCGUCUGAAGGUGGUGGUAGUGUGUCUUCCAGGCAGUGGACCUCUAAUCAGAACCUCACUUGAGGUUCAUGUGCACGGUCUCACUCUCUCACUCUACCAGGCUCUCUCAAUGUCCCACUGCUCUAACAAAUGGUCACAAUUUGAAUUGUAAUAACGCAAAGUGCAAAUACGAUUGUGUGGCUCAUGGUUGGGUCGAUAAUUUAACGUAAUACUUCAUGGUCUAUAAUUGUUUGCUUCCACAGAAAUCAUGUCUUCUGCAGUACCGUACUAUCAUCAGUGUGCAGGCUGAGUAAAGAUAAACACCACAUGACACAGACACUGGAUGUACAACUCAAUCAACUCCUAUCAUAUUGAAUUGUUACUGGCACAAGCAGAUUAUUGGACUGAAUAUAUCCCAUUCCUUUGACUCGACAUUGUCCCGCUCCGGCUGAUUGCACAGUGUUGUGUUCCACUUGAUUGUUUCAGUCGAUUUAUCAAUUAAAAUUAUUAUAAUAAUCAUACGUUGAAGUGCAUAACUAUCAUUGCUCAGAAUCACCACAAAGGAAGACUUCUAACAUCAUAAAUUUAUAAAUCACUCUUACAACCGUGUA